AUGCCCAAUACUCGAGAUCGCCGGGACUGGCCCCCUGAGGAAGGGGCGGCUGCAGGGCUCCAAGGCUUCGCUGUGGAUAAGACCUUCCUCUCUUCCCUCAGAGGCAUCCUGCUGGAAACCGAGCUGGCCCUAACCUUGAUCAUCUUCAUCUGCUUCACGGCCUCCAUCUCCGCCUACAUGGCGGCAGCGCUGCUGGAGUUCUUCAUCACACUCACCUUCCUCUUCCUCUAUGCUACCCAGUACUACCAGCGAUUUGAUCGGCUUAACUGGCCCUGUCUGGUUUUUGGCAUCAUCCUGGUUUCUGUCUUUGCCUACGAUGCCUUCAAGAUUUAUCAGACUGAGAUGGCACCCAGGGCCACCCAGGGGGACCAGCAGUGA
Messenger RNA from Chrysochloris asiatica (Cape golden mole), 378 nucleotides. It is a transcript of the gene CMTM5, whose product is annotated as CKLF-like MARVEL transmembrane domain containing 5. Bases 1 to 378 code for a protein of 125 amino acids. The record is from RefSeq and is a predicted model, not a curated record. Gene Ontology annotation, cellular component: membrane. The transcript has 4 exons. NCBI's taxonomy places the organism in Eukaryota, Metazoa, Chordata, Mammalia, Afrosoricida, Chrysochloridae.